ACUGAGCUUCCAUCAGGGUUUUCAUUGUUUUGAGACGCAGAGAAGUCUCUACUCUUCAUCGUCGUAGCCAUGUCGAAGAGGAAGACUAGGGAGCCUAAGGAAGAGAACGUGACACUUGGACCUGCCAGGCAGGAUGGGGAGCAUGUCUUUGGUGUGGCACACAUUUUUGCUUCAUUUAAUGACACAUUUAUUCAUGUGACUGAUUUGUCUGGAAGAGAAACAUUGGUUCGAAUUACUGGUGGUAUGAAGGUAAAGGCUGACAGGGAUGAAUCUUCACCAUAUGCAGCCAUGCUUGCAGCCCAAGAUGUUGCGCAGCGAUGCAAGGAACUUGGUAUUGAUGCUCUUCAUAUUAAGCUUCGUGCUACAGGAGGAAAUAAGACCAAGACCCCUGGCCCAGGUGCGCAGUCUGCGCUCAGAGCACUUGCUCGCACAGGCAUGAAAAUUGGUCGCAUAGAGGAUGUGACUCCAAUUCCCACCGAUAGCACUCGCAGAAAAGGUGGCCGAAGGGGAAGAAGGCUGUGAUUCACUUCUCUUCAUUUUAAAAGCAUAUUGGCAGCUGUGGCUGAGACAUUUGGUUAUGUUGCAAUUUUGUUUCUCACUUUCUUAGUUGUUUGAACAGUUCUUGUAGUUUUGAAUGUCGUUGAAUUUUGAUAUUCUGGAGCUUUUACUACUUGAAAGAUGGUGAUUUUCCUGGAUUUAAAUCUAAAUACAUUUGCCUUAAAAUGGAGUCCGCUCCAAUGGGCUUCCAGUGAGGUGUUGAUAGUAAAAUAACUAUUGGCCUUUAAUUAUAUGAUUCAAGUAGUAAAAUAA
Messenger RNA from Ilex paraguariensis (yerba mate), 810 nucleotides. Lineage: Eukaryota; Viridiplantae; Streptophyta; Magnoliopsida; Aquifoliales; Aquifoliaceae. The record is from the annotation of a GenBank genome assembly.